Messenger RNA from Trifolium pratense (red clover), 1164 nucleotides. RefSeq lists its product as uncharacterized. The transcript has a single exon. NCBI's taxonomy places the organism in Eukaryota, Viridiplantae, Streptophyta, Magnoliopsida, Fabales, Fabaceae. The coding region runs from base 502 to 885 and encodes 127 amino acids. The record is from RefSeq and is a predicted model, not a curated record.
AUAUUCCCCUUCCCUUCUAUUCUAUCUAAUUCUACAUUUUCAUUCUUCUAUAUUUUUCUCCCUCUUCAUUCCCCCAAAUCAUCACAUCACACCUUCUCUUCUCUCCCUCCAACCCUAUCACCACCCUUUCUCCGCCGCACACGCCACCAGUAACUGCAAUCCCUCCCUUCCUUCCCAAUACAGAUUCGUGCUUUCCUGAUCCCAUCUUUCUAUACCCUAAUCAUCCACCACCCCUACCCCUAACCACCACAUCUAUUUUUUUCUUUUUUUUUUUUUUCUUUUUUAAUUUUUUAUAUUUAUAAUUUCUUUUAUUAAUUUUUUUUGUUGCCGUUGUCGCUUUCAUUAUCUACACUUCUACAGUUGUUUUUCAUUUUUAUUUAUUUAUUUAAAUGUCCGAACCCAUUUGUUGUGGACCCGGGUUUUGAGUUUUAAAUUUAAUACCUAGGAUUUCAUUAUUUUACACUUUUACCCCUCAUAACCAAAAAACAACAACUUCAACCCAUGAUGAUGAGUCAGAGUCAUAACUCUCGUAGGAUGUUGCCACCUGGCAAUACGAGAAAGCGCAAACAAACUGAAGCUGAUAAGCCGGAUAAACCUUCUAACAAGCUUCUAGCCGGCUAUUUAGCUCACGAAUUCUUAACUAAAGGGACUCUCUUUGGACAAAUUUUUGAUCCUACUACCAUAGAUCGAGUCGAUUUUGAAUCUGACUCGAUCAUUGGUUCAGCUGUUAAGUCGACAGCUGUACAAGAUACACAGCUGACUCGACCAAACGAGAGAAAGGAGCAUGAGAGUUAUGGUGAGGUGGCAAGCAUAGUGAAGAUGAAUGGGACCCACAUAAAGGGAAUUGUGAAUCCCACACAACUUUCACGGUGGAUUGGUAUGUAAGAUUUUGCAGGUGAAAGGUGACGUGGACUACCGCAGGUUAGUUUGGAGUUGACUAGGUUCUUUACGUGGUUGGCCAUAUGUAUGAAUGUUUUGUCGAUCAUCAUCAUCAUCACUAUCAACGAUGGAUUAUUGUAUGAUUAUUAUUGCUACAUUCCUUUUUUGGUAUUGGAAAUUCGAAAAUUAUCUAAUAUAUGGAUGGAUAUACAUAUGGUUAUCUAAAGUGCAUGGUGUACUCUUGGUGUUUUUAAUUAUGAUAAAUUUUGAAUACGAUUGCUGAAA